Darwinula stevensoni is the source of this 1061-nucleotide messenger RNA. The record is from the annotation of a GenBank genome assembly. Lineage: Eukaryota; Metazoa; Arthropoda; Ostracoda; Podocopida; Darwinulidae.
CCCAUCUUUUAUUCAGACCAUGGCAGUAGGAAUUUUUGUUUGGUAAUUCUGUUCAGUCUUUUACAUCCAUGUAUUGUAUGUACAGAAACCUUUAUCACACUUGAGAAAUUAAGAUGCGCCAAGGAAUAGGAUGGAUUAACCCAGAAAUAUCAAAGAGGUCUGUGAGCAUUCUGGCUGGGGUUGUUGGAGGCACUGGAAUGCUGGCUAUCAUUCUACCUCACACUUUUUACCUUGACAAAUACAGGAAGAUUACCCAAGCUUACAAGCAUGGGAUACCAGUGAAACUAAAAAAUGAAGUGAGAGAACAAGCAAACAGUGUGCUUCAGCAAGUACCCAUCUUGAAGCGGGACAUCAUUCGCAUUGACUUCUUCUGUGGCUAUGGCUUUGAUCCAUUCUGUAUUGGUUCAGCCAAGCUCACCAAUGGGGCUUUCAUUGGUCUCCCAGUCAACUUUGCAUAUACCUCCACUGCAGAUGUAGACACUUUCAAUAUAAAGGUCCUGAACAAGACAGUUGCCUGGGAGACAGCAAGCGGAGCAGCAUUACGCAGUUCUCUCAUUCUUAGCACUGCUGCGCAACAUUAUGCAAUUGCAACACAGAUCUACCAUGCCACUACACAUCAUGUGUGGCAGAGGAUCAGCCUCACUACCACCAUUACACUACUAGCAUACACAGUCCUGUAUCGUUUGAACAAUCGCCUUGCUCUACAUGCCAGGAAGCGUUCUGUUCGUUUCACCUUCUAUUCCCUGGUGAUUGGAAUGGCAGCUCUCAUGUGGCUCUUUUUGAGUGAUGCCCUCCGUGUCCACCACGAGAGAGGAGCAGAUGAUUUUGCUUGCAGCAUGGGUGAAGACUACAUUCGAGGUGGAAUAGAGUACUAUGAAAAACUCUUGCAAAGAAAUUUGGCAUUGAGGGAAUUGAUGGGCAAAGAAGGAGAACACAAAUUCUCUGGCAAGGGGAAUCCUCGAGAACUGUUUCGUUUCAAGCAUGUUCCCCCCACUUCACGUUAUGAGUAUGUGCUUCACAGGCUCAAGGAGUUUCAUGCAAACCACCAAAAAAAUGAUUGA